Messenger RNA from Myxocyprinus asiaticus (Chinese sucker), 1426 nucleotides. RefSeq names its product tetraspanin-9-like. The record is from RefSeq and is a predicted model, not a curated record. The coding region runs from base 198 to 887 and encodes 229 amino acids. The transcript has 8 exons. Gene Ontology annotation, cellular component: membrane. Lineage: Eukaryota; Metazoa; Chordata; Actinopteri; Cypriniformes; Catostomidae.
CUUAUACACUCCUGCACUGUCUGUUAGACACAGCGUCAUACACAGAGGAAGUAACACUCCCACAGGCAGUGACACAGAGUUUUAAGAUUAACAAAGUUAAAAAGGGCAAGUCCAACUCUCUUAAUUGAGGAUAAUUCUUCAUUGGAGGACCUUUACAUAGUUAAUUUAUUGAUAAGAACUGAGCGACAGUGUGGAAGAUGUCCUGCCUCAAGGGCCUAAAGUACACCAUGUGUGUGGUGAACUUCAUCUUUUUUAUCUGUGGUGCUGCUAUCUUUGCAUUGGGAAUCUAUCUGCUGACAUCCUCCAAAUUCUCUUCCCUGCUACCCAGCCUUCAGGUUGUAAACACAGCCAGUACUCUCUUCGUCACAGGGAUCAUCAUCACAUGUGUGUCCUUCUUGGGCUUUCUUGGAGCUCUGAAGGAAAAGCGUUGCCUGCUAAUAUCAUUCUUCAUUCUGCUGUUCAUUCUAAUGCUGGCUGAGUUGGCCACUGCCUGCCUUCUGCUCAUGUAUGAGAGAGAGAUUGACCAGUUCAUUGAGAAAGAUCUCAAAACCGGUUUAGAGACAUACGAAGCAGGCAGGGGAAAAAAUGUCACAGACGCAAAUGACUGGGACACUGUGCAAAAGGCAUUUAAAUGCUGUGGUGUCAAAAACUAUACGGACUGGAAGGAUCCUGUACCACCGUCAUGCUGCAUUCACGACCCCUGUCCAAAAAAUGGAACACAGUUCUGGAAUCAGGGUUGUUAUGACAAGCUGAAGGUGGUAUUUGACAACAACCUGUUGAACACAGGGAUUGCCGUCAUUGUUAUCUGCAUUAUUGAGGUCUUGGGUAUGUGUUUCUCAAUGACCCUGUUCUGCCACAUAAAUCGAUCUGGAUUAAGAUACAAGUGAUACAUUUCCACAUUUGGGACUACAAGGACAUCUGCAAAGUUUAUGUUUUUAAUAACCAUUGUCUCCCACUAUCAAAUGACUUAUCCAGUUAAAGAGCCAGUAAAAACAAAACUCACAAUUCUAAAUAAUUGACAACAGCAUUAUGAUCAUUGCCAGAAUGAUUAGCCAAAAGGUCUUUGUUCACAUUUUUGAUGAUGUUGCAAUUGUCAUAAUAUAACAUGUAUGCCGUGGUCAGUUCUUCUUUUUACUUCUUUUAUAAAAUCAUCAGCAUUUAAACCAUUACUGCGGAACUGGUUAAAAAAAUCUCCUUUCGUUCAGCAGUAUUAUUUUUACAGUGACCAUCACAGCUUAAAUGGAAACUUCUUAGGGGGUUUUAUGGGCGGAAUUCACCCACAUGCACAUCUCAAGUCUCAAGCCUGAAAGAGAAGGUAAGAGAAUGUUUCCAUCAUGAAUCAUAUUUACACACUUAGAUCUAACUCUCUAUUUCACUGUAUACAUACAUACACACACAUAUAUAUAUAUAUAUAUAUAUAUAUAUA